Molecule: messenger RNA, 1929 nt
Organism: Kwoniella botswanensis
Lineage: Eukaryota; Fungi; Basidiomycota; Tremellomycetes; Tremellales; Cryptococcaceae
Exons: 8
Coding region: 1-1929 (642 amino acids)
Biological process (GO): electron transport chain
Cellular component (GO): mitochondrial inner membrane
Molecular function (GO): electron-transferring-flavoprotein dehydrogenase activity; iron-sulfur cluster binding
Source: RefSeq, a predicted model, not a curated record
AUGUCAUUACCCAAAUCAACCUCGUCUUUACCUCGUCUGAUCAAUUCUAGAUCGGCUGUAUUCGCCAUCACGCGUCCCAGACUUCCCCUUUCUACUCCAAUCCCAACGACCUCGACCUCUUUACGCGCAGGAGGUGCAAGUAGUAUCACCCAAUCUCGAUCGAUAUCGACAACACGAAGGAGAUAUGCUACAGAAGCCAAGUUCGAUCCGGACAGCGUAGAACGAGCGACGGAUGAGGUGGAUGUGUGCAUCGUUGGAGGUGGACCAGCUGGAUUGUCAGCUGCGAUAAGGUUGAAGCAGCUUGAACAGGAAAGAGGAGGAGAUGAGCUGCGUGUGGUGGUGUUGGAGAAAGGGGGUGAAGUUGGCGCACAUAUAUUAUCCGGAGCAGUAAUAGAGACACGAGCGUUAGAUGAACUCAUACCCGACUGGAAAGAAUUAGGAGCACCAUUAAACCAGCCUGCUUUAAGCGACAGUAUGCGAUUCCUCACUGAGAAAUCAUCCUUCCCCAUGCCUCAUCCACCUCAGAUGAACAACAAAGGAAACUACAUCGUCUCUUUAUCCAGAUUUACCGCUUGGCUAGGAGAACAGGCCGAAGCAUUAGGUGUGGAAGUGUAUCCUGGAUUUGCUGGUGCCAAAGUGCUGUAUACAGAAGAUGGUAAAGGAGUUAAAGGGGUGGUUACAGGGGAUGUAGGAUUAGAUAAAGAUGGACAACCUAAAGAUUCUUAUGAACCAGGGAUGGAAUUUCAUUCAAAAGUUACACUCAUAGCUGAAGGAGCCCAUGGAUCGCUAUCUAAAGAGAUCCAGAAUAAAUUCGAUUUGAGGAAAGGAAAAGACCCACAAACUUAUGGAUUAGGUAUAAAAGAAGUUUGGAAAGUCAGAGAUGAGGUUUACGAACCUGGAAAAGUCGUACAUACCCUUGGGUGGCCAUUGGAUUACAAGACAUAUGGCGGAAGUUGGUUAUACCACAUGGAAGAUAAUAUGGUAUCGUUAGGUUUGGUAGUAGGUCUGGAUUAUGAGAAUCCUUAUCUCAGUCCGUAUAAGGAAUUCCAGAGGAUGAAACACCACCCAUUUUUCGCUAAUAUCCUUAAAGACGGUCAAUGUAUCGCUUAUGGUGCAAGAGCAUUGAACGAGGGUGGAUACCAGUCGAUACCCAAGUUGAAUUUCCCAGGUGGUGCUCUCAUCGGAUGUUCAGCUGGUUUCCUGAAUGUGCCAAAGAUCAAAGGCACACAUAACGCUAUGAAAUCAGGAAUGCUCGCUGCCGAAUCCGCCUUUGAGUCCAUUACUUCCUCGUCAUCGUCAUCUGAGGAUGCAAGUGAGAGUGAAACUGCAGAGCCAAUCGAUAUGUCUGGAUAUGCCAAAGCUAUGGAAAAUUCAUGGGUGUACAAAGAACUGAAGGAAGUCAGAAAUCUGAGACCUUCUUUCCAUAAUCCAUUGGGACUUUGGGGAGGUAUGGCGUACUCUGGAUUAGAUAGUUUGAUAUUGAAAGGUAGGGUUCCUUGGACGUUUAGGAAUAAUUGGGAGGAUUAUGAGACUACCAAGAAGGCUAGCCAAGUCAAACCUAUCGAAUACCCUCAACCAGAUGGAAAACUCUCUUUCGACAUCCUAACAUCGGUUUCUCUCACUGGUACGAAUCACGCUGAAAACCAACCUGUUCAUCUGAGAUUACCUGAAGAACAAGGCGCGAGGGAAAGACAUACCCAAGCUAACGUAUCUGAUUACGCCGGUUUACUUGGUCGAGUCUGUCCUGCUGCUGUGUACGAGUAUGCGGACGCCGAAGGUUCGGAGGUCGAUGCGGUGGGUAAGAAGUUUGUGAUCAAUUCUCAGAAUUGUAUCCACUGUAAAACUUGUUCUAUCAAGACUCCUACUCAGGAUAUCAAGUGGACUGUUCCUGAAGGAGGUGGUGGACCCAAAUAUAGUGAGUGGGAUUGA